Messenger RNA from Spodoptera littoralis (African cotton leafworm), 219 nucleotides. NCBI's taxonomy places the organism in Eukaryota, Metazoa, Arthropoda, Insecta, Lepidoptera, Noctuidae. The record is from the annotation of a GenBank genome assembly.
AUGGAUGAAUCCGGGAUCGACAUGGGAUUCGAUCUCGCUACGUUCCUCACGAAAGAUUUUAGUGUUGACCAAAAAGUCUUGGAGGAGAUGACGGCUGCCCAACAACACCAGGACUUCAUGUUCUACGAGCUCAAAUCAAAAGCAGUGCCGAUAACAGAGAGGGUCGAUGGCGAAAAGAUGCGACAGGUUCAAAGAUUGGAGAAACUGGGCUUCCGGUAA